CGCAUUUCAUUUGGAAAAUGGCGGCCGUACAAGGUGGUCUGGUCGACGCGGAGGAAGAAAAGGCCAUCAAAACAGAACCAUCGAGCGACGGAGGUGGAAAUAACAAUGCAAACGACGGACGACUGCCCUCUACGUCUCCCGGCGCCUCGGCUGCGGCCAGCAAAAAUGCAGCGGCAUCGCCGGAGGACCAACAGACGCUGCUCGCGGUGCUGCAGUUCCUCAGGAAGAACAAUCUCAGCGAGUCCGUGGACAUUUUGCGGCGCGAGGCGGGUUUACCGGAGGAUUCGCUGGACGCGAAGGGCGCCGACGCCUCCGGGGGAGGCUCGGGAGGCGCUGCGGGCACUGCGGGCGUAGACGGCGUGGAUGCGAGCUCCAUUCUCAGCCGGGUGACGGCGCCGUCCUCCGCCGGAACCCCGGCGCCAACGAAAACAGCACCUGCAGAGAACCAGCCAGACGUCAAUGUGGUGCUUUCAGCCUACAGCCAACAGGGCGACCCAGCUCUGUAUGAGACCUACUACAGCGGCCUGAAGAGGUUCAUAGAAACGGUUCUGGACUGUCACAGGGCAGAGCUCUCUCAGGUUUUCUACCCCCUGUUUGUCCACAUGUACCUGGAGCUGGUGUACAACAACCAUGAAAAUGAGGCCAAGGCUUUCUUUCAAAAGUUUAGUGGGGAUCAGGAGUGUUACUAUGAAGAUGACCUGCGUGUUUUGUCCGGUCUGACCAAGAAGGAGCACAUGAGAGGGAACGAGACCCUGCUGGACUUCCGCACCAGCAAGUUCGUCCUGCGGAUCUCUCGGGACUCCUACCAGCUGCUGAAGAGGCACCUGCAGGAGCGUCAGAACAACCAGAUCUGGAAUAUCAUUCAGGAGCACCUCUACAUUGACAUCUUCGAUGGCAUGCCGCGCAGCAAGGGCCAGAUUGAUGCCAUGUCUGGCAGCUUGGCAGGGGAAGCCAAGCGCGAGGCAAACAAGGCCAAGGUUUAUUAUGGGUUACUGAAAGAGCCAGAAAUUGAGCUACCCCUUGAUGAUGAGGAUGAAGAGGCAGAGAACGAAGAGGGUAAACCCAAGAAGAAGAAACCCAAAAAGGACAGCAUGGGCUCCAAGAGCAAGAAGCAGGAUCCUAAUGCGCCUUCGCAGAAUAGGAUACCUCUGCCAGAACUAAAGGAUUCGGACAAGCUGGAUAAGAUCAUGUACAUGAAGGAGGCCACCAAAAAGAUCCGCCUAGGGCCGGAAAACCUCCCCUCCAUCUGUUUCUACUCUUUUCUCAAUGCUUAUCAGGGUCUGACUGCAGUGGACUUCACAGAUGACUCCAGCCUAAUUGCAGGAGGCUUUGCUGAUUCCACAGUUCGGGUGUGGAGCGUCACUCCGAAAAAGCUACGCAAGGUCAAAUCUGCCGCAGACUUGAAUGUGAUUGACAAAGAGUCUGAUGAUGUGCUGGAGAGGAUCAUGGAUGAGAAAACAGCCAGUGAGUCAAAGAUCCUCUAUGGACACAGCGGCCCUGUGUAUGGAAUUAGUUUCAGCCCCGACAGGAACUAUCUGUUAUCAAGUUCUGAGGACGGUACAAUUAGAUUGUGGAGUCUCCUAACAUUUACCUGUCUAGUGGGAUACAAAGGCCACAACUACCCAGUGUGGGACACUCAGUUUUCUCCCCAUGGUUACUAUUUUGUCUCUGGAGGACAUGACAGAGUUGCCCGUCUGUGGGCAACAGAUCAUUACCAGCCGCUACGGAUAUUUUCUGGUCAUUUAGCUGAUGUGACUUGUACCCGUUUCCACCCCAACUCCAAUUAUGUGGCAACAGGAUCAUCUGACCGCACCACUCGUGUCUGGGACGUCCUGACUGGAAACUGCGUUCGUAUAUUCACUGGUCAUAAGGGUCCUAUCCAUGCACUGGCUUUCUCGCCAAAUGGCAAAUUCUUGGCUUCAGGUGCCACUGAUGGCAGAGUUCUUCUGUGGGACAUUGGUCAUGGACUAAUGGUUGGAGAACUCAAAGGUCACACAGACACAAUCUAUUCCCUCAGGUUCAGCAGGGAUGGCGAGAUUCUUGCCUCUGGCUCUAUGGACAACACAGUUCGAUUAUGGGAUGCAUUGAAAGCAUUUGAUGAUUUAGAGACGGACGACUUCACAGCAGCAACAGGACACAUUCAUCUACAAGAUAAUUCCCAGGAGCUUCUGCUCGGGACGUACUUGACUAAAUCGACACCUGUCAUACACCUCCACUUCACCCGGAGGAACCUACUGUUAGCUGCUGGGGCCUACAAUCCAUAAGACAUUGUGACAUGAUUUAACAAUUAGUGGAAGCUUAAAUUAUUGUAAGCUUUGAGACCUGGCCUCCACAAGCAACUACUGAGGUUUGUGUGUACUAGAAUAAAACCAGCUUGGUACUGGUCUUGCUCUUGGUUGAAGAGAUCCAUGCUCAUUUGUCACAGCUAAUCUUUUUCCUGAUGACUCUCUUGAAGUUCAAGGCCAUCUGUACAAUUUUGCACAACAUUUGUAUGAUAGUUUUUAAUACCUGUAAACUGUAAAUAAAACCAGUGGUUUCUA
Molecule: messenger RNA, 2540 nt
Organism: Betta splendens (Siamese fighting fish)
Lineage: Eukaryota; Metazoa; Chordata; Actinopteri; Anabantiformes; Osphronemidae
Gene: taf5
Product: TAF5 RNA polymerase II, TATA box binding protein (TBP)-associated factor
Exons: 11
Coding region: 18-2264 (748 amino acids)
Biological process (GO): transcription initiation at RNA polymerase II promoter
Cellular component (GO): transcription factor TFIID complex
Molecular function (GO): RNA polymerase II general transcription initiation factor activity; protein binding
Source: RefSeq, a predicted model, not a curated record